Molecule: messenger RNA, 1206 nt
Organism: Gryllus bimaculatus (two-spotted cricket)
Lineage: Eukaryota; Metazoa; Arthropoda; Insecta; Orthoptera; Gryllidae
Source: the annotation of a GenBank genome assembly
CCUUGGCUGGCGGCGGGUGCGCGCUUCCUCCGCGAGAGUGUGCUGCGGUCGCGGCGCGCGAGCGUGCUGCUGGACGGCGUGGACGAGGCGUGCCCUGCGCACAAGGCCAAGGCGCUGGCCGUGCUGCGCGUGCUGCGCGAGUGGCGGGUGGCGCGCGUGUGGGUGACUGCGCGCCCGGCGCUGCAGGAGGAUCUGGCGCAGGCGCUGCAGUGCGCUCCGCUCGGGUUGCGCCCUCUGUCGGAGGACGAGCAGCGGCGGUACCUCGCGCAGCGCUGGGGGAAAUCCUCCGAAGCACAGAAUGUGAAUGAGCGAGUUAAUCAUUUCUUGGGAGCCUUGCAAAAUGCCACAGAAUAUCAUGGCCACUCUUUGUCAGGCGUCCCCCUGUACACACACAUCCUCGCUGAAGCCUACAAGAACGAACCCUUCCAAACAGAUGAAAGCCAUUCUCAAGACUCGCUCUCACUCAUAAACUUCAUGACAAUCAUACGCAAAUUCGUUGAAGAAACAGAGAAGAGGUAUUGGAAGAAAAGUAGAAUACCACAAACUACACUAAUUAACUAUGGAAUUUCCCGACAAUCAAAGUUUGUGACGAUGCAUCAAAUAUGUGCAAUUUUCUUGCUGUUCAAUGAUAAAAAAAUGCUUGGAAAUUACUAUCAUAAGGUCAACGACGCAGUCAAUAAAAUUGUUAAAAAAUUUGAUACUGAGAGGAAAGGAAUUUUGACUAAAGUUAUUGACGGGAAACCGAAGUUUAUGCAUCAGACAUUUGUGGAAUAUUUUGCUGCGUCGUGGCUCUGUGAUCAUUUUCAAGAUGUACCUGAGUUAAUCAACUACGUGUAUGCCGACUAUGGGAGCGAGGUGCCCAGCUUCCUGGACGCGCACCUAUCGUGGGGGCUGCGCCUGCACGAGGCGGCGCUGGGCGGCAGCGUGCGCGGCGUGUGCGAGGCGCUGCGCGCGCACGCGCCCGUCAUUGCGGUGGACCGCGGGGGCCGCACGGCCCUGCACCUGGCGGCGGCGCGCGCGCUGCCCGACGUGGUGUCCACUCUGCUGGCCGCCGGCGCGCCGCCCGCCGCGCGCGACCAACUGCUGCGCUGGACGCCGCUGCGCUACCUGGACGCCGCCGCCGGCCGCGCCAGGGCCAACGCGGAGCAACUGCUGCGCGCGGCCGACGCUCUGCUGCGCGCGGGCGCAGAUGCGCGCGACGCGCCC